UCUCCUUCCUACUCUAGAGAGAGUAACUUGAACUCCACCUUUUCAAGAUAUUGCUAUAUUUCUUGGUAGAAACUUACAAAUAUGCAGAAAGAGGAAUGAUGAAACGUGAAAGUAAAGGUUGAGUCUUUCGCAAGUUUUUAUAUAUAGUUGGCAUUGGGUCGUGCAUUUACUGAAAAUUAAGGAGAGGCAAUGGGAAAGAGCAAGGUUCUUGUUGUGGGGGGAACUGGGUAUGUGGGAAGGAGGAUAGUGAAAGCAAGUCUAGAACAAGGGCAUCAAACCUAUGUUCUUCAACGUCCAGACUUAGGGUUAGAUAUCGACAAGUUGCAGAUGCUGCUUUCAUUCAAGAAGCAAGGUGCUCACCUUGUGGAGGCUUCUUUUUCUGAUCACCAGAGCUUGGUCGAUGCUGUGAAACUUGUGGAUGUUGUCAUUUGCACCAUGUCUGGGGUUCAUUUUCGCUCUCACAACUUGUUGCUGCAGCUUCAACUUGUUGAGGCCAUCAAAGUUGCAGGAAAUGUCAAGCGUUUUCUGCCUUCAGAAUUUGGCAUGGACCCUGCACUUAUGGGGCAUGCACUUGAACCAGGAAGAGUGACAUUCGAUGAGAAAAUGACUGUACGGAAAGCAAUUGAAGAUGCCAACAUCCCUUUCACUUACAUCUCUGCUAACUGCUUUGCUGGCUACUUUGUUGGUAACCUCUCUCAAAUGGGGACCCUCCUCCCUCCACGAGACAAGGUCAUUCUCUAUGGUGAUGGCAAUGUCAAAGCUGUUUUCAUGGAUGAAGAUGAUGUUGCAACGUACACAAUCAAGACAAUUGAUGAUCCUCGAACACUGAACAAGACUGUAUACCUAAGACCACCAGAAAACAUUCUCACUCAAAGACAGCUAAUUGAGAAGUGGGAGAAGCUCAUAGGGAAGCAACUAGAGAAGUCCAGCAUAAAUGAACAAGAUUUUCUUGCUUCCAUGAGAGGUUCGGACUAUGCACAACAAGUUGGAUUGGGACAUUUCUACCAUAUUUUCUAUGAAGGGUGUUUGACAAACUUUGAAAUUGGAGAAGGUGGAGAAGAAGCAUCAGCACUUUAUCCAGAGGUGAAUUACACUCGCAUGGAUGAAUACCUUAAAGUGUAUGUGUGAUGAGAUUAUAGGCAUGAAAAAGUAUAAGUUAGACCAACCAAAAAAUUGGGAGCUGAUAUAAUACAAUUAUCGAGGAGAGAUAACGAUGACCUCACUUGCAAGAGAUUCUAUUUUUUUUUUUCUGUUGAAUGGUUUCUGAUCAUGUCUGCUGUAAUUGUGAAAUUUUAUUUUUCAUCUGAGUUCCCGAAUAUACAAGAAAAUGAUGAUCACCUCGAUCAUUGUUGAUGUCCCAAUUGGAUACUAUAACUUGUUGAUGACUUGGUUGAUUGCUCCUAUUAUACUAAAACUUGUAUACCAUUGUUUA
Molecule: messenger RNA, 1432 nt
Organism: Vigna umbellata (rice bean)
Lineage: Eukaryota; Viridiplantae; Streptophyta; Magnoliopsida; Fabales; Fabaceae
Gene: PRR1
Product: pinoresinol reductase 1
Molecular function (GO): oxidoreductase activity
Source: RefSeq, a predicted model, not a curated record